CGUUGAUCUUCGUGGCGGGCUCGCAGCCCAACACUCAGCUCGCCGCCGGCCGAUUUCGUCGUCCUUGGCUGCCUGCCUCCGUCGCCGCCGGUCGUCGUCGGCGCCCAUUUUGUCCCACCUCUAUCCACCUUACGCGCAUCCUCCGGUAGCAGCACUGCGUGGUUGCGCCGCCGCCGCCUCCUCCUGUACCGACGACAGCAACGCCAAAAACCCUAUCCCCAUUCCCCUCGCUGCUUGACUGCGCGUUCUCAGCCGGUUUCCCCCUUCUCUUCGUCGUCGUCACCGUCGCGCCUGCGACUCGGCGUGAACGGGGGUGGUGGCCGCAGCAGCGCCUGCGCAGCGAGGGGGGUCUCCUGUGCGUGUUGCGCGGCUGUGUCUUCAGCACUACGGUUCCCCUUCGUCUUCGCCUGGUCGCUUUCACCGAUCAAUUGCUCUCUCGCCCUCCUGCACGGAGGAGGUAUGUCCCAUCAAUCAGACACAUCUUCAAGCUCAAAUGAUUCCGAAGAUAGCAACAUCAUCCACCCAGCCAGCAUAUACUCUAUGGAAGAAUUCAUUGCUGAGCAAAGCAUCGUGGACAAUUUUCUUCAGCGGAUCAUUGUGAAGAUUGAGGCCAAGAUUGAAGCUCAGAAAGCUAGUACAUCUCACCCUCGAAGUGGUGAACGGAAAUAUGUAAAGAGGAACCGCGAAGAGGGCCAUCGACGACUCGUGGAAGAUUACUUCUCUAAAGAUCCAAUCUACAGUGAUAAACAGUUCCGUGCAAGGUACCGGAUGAGAAGACCCCUUUUUCUACGUAUUGUUCAUGCCUUAGGUGAGUGGUCUCCCUAUUUCACUAGUAGGAGAGAUGCCAUUAAUCGUCAAGGGCUCUCACCUUUGCAAAAAUGCACAAUAGCCAUUCGUGCAUUAGCAUGUGGCACCCUCGGAGACGCCAUUGAUGAAUACGUAGAUACUGGUAUCAGCACAGCACUGGAGUGUUUGGAUUGGUUUGUGGAAGGGGUGAUUGACAAUUUUGGUGAAGAAUAUUUGCGAAGCCCCACUAGUGAGGAUAUGCAACAUAUACUACAAAUGAAUGAGGCACGGGGCUUCCCUGGCAUGUUAGGAAGUAUUGGCUGUAUGCACUGGGAGUGGAAAAAUUGCCCAGUUAUAUGGAGGCGUCACCUUACUCAUACCGAUCAUGGUGCGACUACAAUGAUUCUUGAAGCGGUUGCUUCAAAUGACAGCUGGAUAUGGCAUGCUUUCUUUGGUGCCAUUGGAUCGAACAAUGAGAUCACCAUUCUCGGCCAACCACAGUUGUUCACCGAAUUGUUGAAAGGCCAAGCUGCUCAUGUGCAAUUUUCUGUCAACAGGAGGCAAUACAAUACAGGCUACUAUCUUGCUGAUGGAAUAUACCCAGAAGGCAAUGUCUUUGUUAAAACAGUAACCCUCCCUCAGAGCGAAAAGGAUCAAUUGUUUGCACGGCAUCAAGAAGGAGCAAGGAAGGACGUCCAGGAAGCCUUUGGACUUCUACAAUCUCGUUUUGCCAUUGUGCGUGGUCCCACUCGUUUCUUUCAACAAGAGACUCUUGUCAAAAUUAUGCAAGCUUGCAUUAUACUUCACAACAUGACAGUUGAGGAUGAGAAAGAUAUGGGAAGCUCUUGUUUUGACUCGGAUGAAAUCUUAGGGACACUGGCUGUUCUUUUAUCAGAUAUCAACACUGUGCCUGCUGGCUGUUAUGCUGAAGUGGUACGGAGAAAUGCUUCUGUUUGUGCUCAACCAACACAUGCACAACUUAGAAGGGACUUAAUGGAGCAUAUUUGGCAGCGUUUUGGUCCAUUUGGCAACAAGUAAAACAAUCAAUCCUCCUGUAUGGUUAUGUUAAAAGCCUAAGCACCUUUGAGGUUACUGUAAGCCAACAUUUUGGAAAGCCAGAAUCUCAAACAGUGUCCCGCUGGAUUACUUGGGAUAUUGGACUUCCAACAUAACCAAUGAUGUGGUUCUAUUGUUCCCUUUGUCCGACUCGCUACUAUUCCAACUUGCUGGUACAAGAGCUAGCUCUGUGCUGCUAUGUUCUGUUCCAACUGUGGAUGUAUUGGGUAUUAUAUAACAAAGAGCAUUAGGAGUAUAUUACUUUUGAGUUUGUGAUACUUUAUGCCUUAGAGUUUUCUUUUAUAGCAUUUGGUUCU
Messenger RNA from Oryza sativa Japonica Group (Japanese rice), 2159 nucleotides. Its product is annotated as protein ALP1-like. Lineage: Eukaryota; Viridiplantae; Streptophyta; Magnoliopsida; Poales; Poaceae. The record is from RefSeq and is a predicted model, not a curated record.